AACAAACAUUAAAUUUAUUUUGAAUAUUGCCGCAUUACUAAGGUAAGGGUUUUCCCAUUUCGUCUAGACCGAUCGUUUCACAAUGUCUUUGACGACGUUUUUUCUGUUUGUUUCCUUGCUCGUCUCUGUGAGUUCAGAGAACAAACAUUUGUCAAAGGCGAACUCCCUUGGCAGUGACAUUGAAAGACAUCGAUAUAAACGGGGUUUAUUUGAUGAUCAAAAUGAGUACCAGUACUUCCGGCAAUAUUUUGCAGAAAAGGGUCUUGAACAGGAAUUUCAAAACGCCAUACAAGGGAAGGGAAGGAUAGACAACUGGGGGAGUCUGGGAGUCAAAAAUUAUGGUGAUGCCGUUAGAAGUUCCACAGACUUUUAUGCAAAACAAGCUGGAAAAGGUGUGAAUGUGGAAACCCAGUUAGACAGGAUGGAUAAGAUAAUAGAUGACCGGUAUCAACGUGCCUCUCGUUAUGGGGGACCAGAUAAAGCACACCAAAAGGUGAUUGAUGGCUGGAAAGAGGGACGAAGUCAUGUUAAAGAAGGCAAGUCCGGGUCUGUAAGCUUCCAGUCUAAAUCUAACUGUGGCCGCAAGAAGAGAGGCAUCGGUGCAUUGUUCAGACUUAUUGGACGUCUUAUUGGACGCCUGGCAUCUAAAGGGAGGUCUUUCAAAGGUUUAAAACCAAAAUAUUCUGGCAUUAGACGUUCAAGCACAAGAAGAAUGAGAUGUUAGUCUAA
Messenger RNA from Saccostrea cuccullata (small rock oyster), 729 nucleotides. RefSeq lists its product as uncharacterized. The transcript has 5 exons. The record is from RefSeq and is a predicted model, not a curated record. Bases 83 to 724 code for a protein of 213 amino acids. NCBI's taxonomy places the organism in Eukaryota, Metazoa, Mollusca, Bivalvia, Ostreida, Ostreidae.